This is a messenger RNA of Guillardia theta CCMP2712, 1626 nucleotides long. RefSeq lists its product as hypothetical. Gene Ontology annotation, biological process: signal transduction. The coding region runs from base 1 to 1626 and encodes 541 amino acids. The transcript has 2 exons. Lineage: Eukaryota; Cryptophyceae; Pyrenomonadales; Geminigeraceae. The record is from RefSeq and is a predicted model, not a curated record. Gene Ontology annotation, molecular function: endopeptidase activity; protein binding. Gene Ontology annotation, cellular component: outer membrane-bounded periplasmic space.
AUGAGCGCGAGCUCUUCCUUCCGUUCUGCAGACAUCUCAAGUGCUGAGACUUUGCAGGCUAGCUAUGAUUCUAAUGGAAAUCAGAUUCUCGGGGAUCAAGGAAACAUCACGACCUCGAUGCUCGUCCUGAGCAUGUCAGUAGACUCAGACCUCAGGGUCAGAAGGCUUUCAGUCACCAACUCUUCGUCUCGUUCUUCGACACAUCUACAACAUCUACACGUUGAAGAUAACAUAGUGGCCGUAGAUGGCAUUCUUGUCAGAGGCCUGCAAGCUGGAGAGCUGGAGCAACGGCUGAGCAAAUCGUCUGUGAUCCUACGAGUUGUACGAGGGCAGAUAUCAGUGUAUGUCUCUUGUAACCUGAAGAGAAUCCCUUUGUCAUCUGAAGCGCAGCAGACGAGUCAUGCACAGGGAUCUCAGGUUGCAGGGAUAGGGAUCACUCUGCAGAGAAAUGCCGCCAACAACGAAGUGCAGAUCUCGCACGUCCAUCCAGGUGGACCAGCAAGCAAGAUCGCAGACAUCGAGGUCGGAGAUCGCGUCUUGGCUGUGGGGGCGCACAAGGUGGACGACCUUGAGAUCGAGGAGAUACGUCAACUCAUCAUCGGCCCUGAGGGGACUGAGAUCGACCUCAAGCUCGAGCGACAACCGCCGCCGCCCAGACAGGUCAAGUACAAGUUUCGUGUCAAGAUUAGGCGGGGGCUCGUUUUCAGUCAGGAUUCAACUGCGCAACAAACUUCACCACGUCUCCCGUCGACAAUUGAUUUGACUGAUCAAGAAGAGUCCAACGGAGAGUCUCGCAGGAAUAUAAUUUUGCAAUACAUCGUGAUGUUUCACGAUGGCAGCCUUUCACAGCAACGAAUUUCUAUGCAAAAACAAAAUCCGUAUACUCCAAAUCGCAAAUCUCCAACCAAGAGGAUCAGAAACAAGGCAGAAAAGGGGAAGAAUACUUCUGAUUUCUUGCCAUCGGAACCGGUUCGUUUCUACACGACAAACAGCAGAGAAUCAUCAAGAGAGCCAUCCAUGGAUCAAGGGUCGAGAAACGAGCAUGAAACAUCCUCGAAAGGUCUUGCUUCUGAAUGGGACACGAUUUUUGCCGACAUGGAGCCAGAAUCUCUGAACUUGUCAUCUUCUAUGCAAUCAACGUCUUCCCUUCAACAUUCUGAAGAAAUUUUCUGGCCUCAUGGCAGAUCUGUUUUAUUUGCUGAUAGGAGACUCGAUCCCGGCAUCUACGACUCAGAAGAUGAUUGUGAUCAGGAAGACAUGCCAGCAAUAGAAGAAUCCUUGGACCUUCAAUGGGUUCAAGUCGAUCAAGAUUCGAGCAGGGCAGAAGAGGCCUGUAACUUGCCUUUGACUUCCACUCAUACUGUCCAAGAAGAUGUGUCACUUUUCUUCCCGUCAUUUGCAACAGGUGAUCCACUUUCCACUCAAGAUUUUGGGAUCGAAAGAAGCAACUUAGAUGACAACGACGCGAUCAGCUUCGUCCCAAGAGAACCCGAACUCUACCAUGGGCAAACUGACGAAACUCUCGAGAAAGUCACGGAACUUCUUGAGAGGAUGCAAGCAAAGUUUCAAGAUAUCGACAAUCUGACUCGAAGGGUGAAGGGGACAUCUUCCUCCUUGCCGAUGUAG